Molecule: messenger RNA, 7942 nt
Organism: Megachile rotundata (alfalfa leafcutting bee)
Lineage: Eukaryota; Metazoa; Arthropoda; Insecta; Hymenoptera; Megachilidae
Gene: Mekk1
Product: mitogen-activated protein kinase kinase kinase 4
Biological process (GO): protein phosphorylation; MAPK cascade
Molecular function (GO): protein kinase activity; ATP binding
Source: RefSeq, a predicted model, not a curated record
AAGCGGUAUUUGAAAUUUCCCGCGCGAUCACGUGAUCCGGCCAUUUACCAAACACCUGUUCGCUCUCUAAAUGGCAACAGCGCAAUUAAAUAUUGCACCUGCGCUAAAUUUCUCAACGGACGUCGACACAGCGUUGUCUCGGCUGCGAUGCGUUUCAUGUGCGGAAAGAAUGUUGGGUUACAAUAGACAAAGCCAUGAUGCUGAAAAUCUUUUCUCAGGUUCGUCCGACGAUGACACCAGCUACAUUGGUAAGAAAGGUUCGGGCAGUUCGGCGAAUGAAUUCGAUGAGUCGAUUCAAGCCAUGUGCGAUAUUUAUGGACAGACACCGCCGAGAACUCGUCUGAAUCGCAAGAAGAAAUACAUGAAGCAGAGACUUAAUGGAGGAGAUACGAAAUCGUUAGACAAGGAGACACCGUCGAAAUUACUGAUUCGCAGACGAAACACUUUGGACAGUAUAAUUUUCAACGAAAUGUGCGAUAAGGCGGACAGAGAUUGCGAGAACGAGGCGAAUCAGGAUAUGGCGAAAGAGGGAAGCCGGAAAUGUAAAAGAAGCCUAAAAGUAUUGCGCGGGACUGAACGAGAUUUGAAACUCGACAUGAAAGCUGCGUACAAUUAUGCCGAGAAAUUUGAUCACUGUCUAAUAUCCACUCCAAAUCCUAUAAAGAUUGAGACUAGAAACAGAUUUCGUUGUCUGCGAUCGAAACCCAUUGAUGUAGAAGAGAAGAAGAUUGAAACUGUAAUAGAUGAGCCAGAUUUAGUCAUAAAUAGUAGGGAAAGUGUAUCACAGUCGCCACAAACAUUGGGUCUUAAGGAGCGAGAAAUAUUUCACGAUACGUUUUCGUUUCUUAUUAGACUGGGUAGCACAGAACGUAAUUGUCGGCGCCAGAUAAGUCACGAGGAGACUCGUUGGCAAAACGAGCUGAAAGAUCUGAUAUGGUUAGAAUUACAGGCUCACCAUGCUGAUCGCAAUCCUGUGGCUCAAGACGAGUACUUGUGCAAGCAACGCGAGGCUGUAGAAGGUUUACUCAAGGAAAUAAUGGAGUACAGAUACGACCCUAUUGCAAGCGUAAAGAAUAGUAAUACACCUUGGAUCAAUUUGAACACUAAAUGCGUAGAUCGUAUGGUGUCUUCAGGGUCCAGCCCGAAUAUAGAGUUAGGUAUUUGUCCAGGCUGCCUCUCGAUGUAUUGCAGAGCGUGCGCGCGAGCACAGGGUGAAGCAUUACAACAAGUGGAGGGUUUAUUAGCAAGAUUAGAAGUGGCAGAAUCGCUUUAUCCUUCGUCGCAAGCUUUGGCCGCACAAUAUCCGUUAUAUAAAAGUACAGAAUUUAUUGGUAGAGUGAAAGCGAUGUGUCUCUGGUACAACAUGACGAAACAUCAUCGACUCAAAUUGCAAAUACUGGGAAAGCUGCUCAUGAUGUUACGUACUAAGAAAAAGCAUGAUGAAAAUGUAGAUUCUGGAAUAAGUUCUCGAUCUUCGGAUACUGUUGAUUCUUCAGAGCACAGACAUAUUUUGGUACGAUUCGAAAUGUCGAAUCCACAGGAAGAAACUUCUAGCCCCUCCGAUAGUAAUAACAGUAAUAAUUCUUCUGUUGGUUUAUCGUUCGCACAGUCGUGGCCUUCCACCCCCGAAACUUCCUUGACAUGCCUGGAAGACGAUAAAGUAGAACGGCUCGAUUUUUAUUUGGUCGAGUUUGACCGACAAGCCUAUAGGAAAUAUAUCGAAGAUGUACUGAAAACCAGAGGUCUGAGAAAAAGUUUGAACUUUUUAGAGAGAUUGCAUACUUCUGUUUUAAGAAAAGCAAGACUGACCCUAGAAAAGAUUGAUGUAAGCGAAUGUGAUAAUUCUGUGAACGAAGAGUAUGAAGGUGAUGAAGAGUUACGCCGAUAUGGUGUGUGGAGUCCGGAAGCCAGGGAAUUAAAUCUUCCAUCGUAUAGGGCUGCUUUUGUAUUUUUGUCGCGAGUCCCGUUAGAUAUUAUCCAUGAAUUUUUACGAAUGCGAUUGGAGCAAAAACCGGAACAACCUAGUCCAUUAUCAGUGAGGCAGCUAAUGCGCGAACUUAGAGAAGGUCUUAGAAUCGCUUGUAUUCAUCGUGACAGAUUCUCUGCUCACUCUUCUGCAGCUAUAGUUAGCAAUGGUGAUAAUUGCGGCCAAUUGUUCCAAGAAGAUGUAAAAGACUUUGAUGAAAGCUUGAAAGCUGUUUUUGAGGUAUAUCUGGACUACCUGCAGCAAUGGGUAGACAUGGUACAACAUGAUAGUUUCCAUAAAAAUUUAAUCAUGGACGAGUGGAUAUUCGUGAAGUCAAUUGCUGGAAAUAUAUUGAACGGUUACAAGAUUGCUGGAGUAAAAUUUUGUGAAAUAGCGAAGACGAUGAUUAAACAAGUCAGAGAGUUUCUUAACGAGAGACCCAGGGAGAUUAAAGAGACUACAGAAGAAUGGAGCGACGACGAUGAUUUGCCGAACAAAUACCACUUUAUGUUCGUGGGCCGGGAAUGGCAAGGGAUGUUCGUGGAGGCUCGAGAAAAGGUUGUUAAAAGCGUCACUCUAGCCAGGUGUUUAAAACGUGAUAUCGAAAAGUGGUCUGUUUUCGAAGAGGAAUUAGAAGAGUCCUUAAAAAUGUUAAAGGAAACGGUUAUGGAUUUGAGACAUCAGAUAACAGUUGUCAUCACCAAUUUCCAACGCGACCUCGAACAAGCUGAAGAACCGAACAGCGAGUGUGACAGAUUCGCUUUCUGUUCCCGAGUCAGGGAAAUACUUCAUCAAGCUUAUCGCAUGGGCUUUGAUUAUUACAAGGAAACGUGUAAAUUAUUUGCGCUGGAAGAGAAAGCCGUUCUAGCCCGUGGUUUAGUUUCUUUCGCUCUAUUGUGGAUGGAGUUUGUCCGAACGCGUUGCGAACGUGGAAGAGGUUUAAGGCCCAGAUGGGCAAAUCAAGGUUUAGAAUUUCUUAUCACAGUUUGCGAACCGCAUAAUACCAAACAUUUAUCCGACAAUGAAUUUGAGGAACUAAAAACCUGCAUGGAUCGUUGCAUUUCGCAUGUCGUUGGAAGCGCCAAUAUAGCCACAAACGCAGAAACAGAAAGUUUUAGAAGACUGUCUCAUUCGAGAGCUUCAUCACCUUGCCACGCAAGAAGUAGAACUGCAAGUAUUUCCCAGAAGCCUAGAGAAGCUUUCAAAUCGCCUGAUGUCUCAACGAAUUCCAAAAAAUCCUUCUCACCAAGCGUAGUAGACGGAAGUGCGCCAGUUAUGAACACGUUUGAUCGUAGCGUAUCCAGGCAGGAGAGAGUUACUCGUGCUAUAAGAAAGGUAGACUGUGAUAUUGACGACAGGCUAAGGGGCCGUGAACUUAUUGGUCAAGUUACAGAUAGGAAGGCUGUAGAUAGAGUUCAUGUUAAAGCGAGAAGAGUUACGUUCACUUGGCAAAGGGGUAUUAAGAUAGGACAAGGAAGAUUUGGUAAAGUGUAUACUGUAGUCAACAAUCAGACUGGUGAGUUACUAGCCAUGAAAGAGGUUCAGUUGCAACCUGGAGACCAUAGAGCGAUCAGGAGAGUGGCAGAAGAGUUGCAGAUAUUUGAAGGGAUUCAACACAAACAUCUAGUUCGAUAUUAUGGGCUAGAAAUUCAUCGAGAAGAGAUGUUAAUUUUCAUGGAAUUCUGUGCGGAAGGGACGUUGGAAAGUUUGGUAGCUGGAAGUGGAAAUGGUUUACCGGAGUCACUAGUUAGGAAGUAUACUCACCAACUCCUUUCGGCCGUCGAGGUGUUGCACUGUCAUGGAAUAGUACAUCGUGACAUUAAAUCUGCCAAUAUUUUUUUAACGGACGAGGGUAAUUGUCUGAAACUCGGAGACUUUGGAAGCGCCGUGCAAAUUAAAGCACAUACUACAAUGCCUGGUGAAUUGCAAGGAUUUGUUGGCACUCAAGCUUACAUGGCACCAGAGGUAUUUAUGAAGUCAGAGAGUGGUGGACAUGGUAGGGCAGCUGACAUUUGGUCGGUUGGUUGUUGCAUCGUGGAAAUGGCCAGUGGACGAAGACCUUGGUCAGAUUACGAUUCAAAUUACCAAAUUAUGUUUAAGGUAGGAAUGGGUGAGACUCCAGCAUUGCCAAAAAAUCUCUCAGCCGAGGGGAUUGACUUAAUCAAGAAGUGUUUGCAACAUGAUCCGAAGAAAAGAUUUACUGCGAACGCCUUACUUACACUUCCAUUUGCGCAAGCGUACGAAGACGUUAAUGCUGACUUAACAGUAGCGCGCCAAACGUAGAAUUUCUGAUUCUUUCGAAUCUGAAAAUAAUAUUAUUACCUGUAUCAGGUUAUAUUAGUAGUACACAUAGUUAAAACUAUUUUUGUAUCACAUAAUUUUUUCAGUCAUAAUAUUUCGGUUGUUAUAGAUGAAAAAGAUAUAUAUUUAUAUGUGAAAAUUGAGUAAUUUGCAGUAUUAAAAUGCAAGAAAAAAAAGAUUUCAAUGUCUAUGUAUACUGCAUGAAUUAGGAUUUCUAAACUUAUAUCAUAUCACUGUUUAUGAUGUACUUUAAAUUAUUUUUUAAUGUUGAGAAAUAUACAUAUAGUUUUUACUGCGUUGUAAUUGACGUUGUAUUUUAUGCAGAAGAAAAUAAAAAAAAACACGGGUAGUGUCACAGUUGUGUUUAUUUUUGCACAAGAAAACGUACACAUAAUACAACAUACUUGCCGCAAAGUAGUUAAUUACAGAGGUAUGCUGUGUAUACUUUCUGUGUGAACAGAAAGUGAAAUGUGCUAACAAGUUUAUCUAAUUAUAUUAGACGCGUACGAAGACGGCUAUAUCAACAUUACUUUCUUGCCGUAGCUUAAUAAUUCAUAUUUAAUCAUGGAAACACAGUUUCACUUAUUUUAUCACAUUUUACCAUACAUACAAUUUUCACAUAUGGCACGCCGAGGAAUCCUUUGUAUUCUUCCUAUUAAAUAUUUAAAUUUUUGAAUUUCCCGCCAUUGCACUGCCUGGCGGGAGACUGUGCCAUAUACCGAUCAAUUAAUAAUUUGACAUUAACUAAUAGUAGUCUUCGUACGAAAUACUUUCAAUUCUAUCGAUUUACAGGAAUAUUUCCUAUUCAAUAAAAUUAUUACUAUGGUUGGCUUUCGCCUGAUAUGCGCGAUAUUCUUGGCCGCAUGGGUGCGAUCGCAAAUGAUCUUGCGAUAGAGUUACAAGUUAUCUUUAACAACACCUUAUGUUCCAUCUUAUCUUAAAUUUAAUAGGUAUUUCGUGUCUUAAAGCUAAAUAUAGAACACUUUCAUAUGUCAUGAAGAGAUGCGCGAAGAGAGAUGUACAUUUUCAGUGUUAUGCUUAAACACGUGCGUCGAUAUGUGUAUGCACAUAACAAUAUGCGUAAAACAUACGGUACCUUGCGUAUUGUUUCGUUUAGUAACUGUAUAAAGGAACUAGCACAAUUCCUUGCGUUCGUCAAAGAUUCACACUCGUGUGUAGAAAAACGAAGCAAAAUCCUUUAAACUCUAAAUACGUAACAGAUAACGACGGUAUAGAGAUAAAACUGCAUAUUCCAUCAAAUGACAAUUCUAACGUACGCGGAAUAUAUUUGUACAGCGGAGAAGUAGUAACAAAGCUUCAAGGAGCAACUUCAUAAAAUAUGAAUAAUGUCAACAAAUGUGCCGUAUCAUGUAACACGUGGGUGUGCUGUAUGUAUAGGUGUGCAUUUCUCUAUUCGCCUCUAAAUUAUUCGCAAACUAUAACAACUUCGUACAAGGCGAGAACGUUGCUAAGGGAAACUCUAGGAAAAUUCAGUGGUGCUAGGGGAAUUUUGAAAGGAGUCUAAUGAGAGGUUAGGGAGGACCCAUAAGGACAAACAGAGAAGUCUAUAGAAGAUAAACCUAGUUCUUCAAUGGACUCAAGAGAGAAUUCAAAAUUCCUAGAAAGAUUUGAGAAGAUUCUAAAGGGAAGUUAUGACCUAAGUACUUUGAAACUUUGUCAUUUUCAUUCAAUCAAAUCAUUAAAGUCCCUAAUUUUCAGAUUCUAAGAUGCUUAGGGAACUGGAAGUUCUUAGGGAGGACUCAUAAGGAAAUAGAGACAGUCUAUAGAACAUAAACCUAGUUCUUCAAUGGACCCAAGAGAGUAUUCAAAACUCCUAGGAAGAUUUGAGAUCCUAAAGAGAAAUUCUAAGAUGUUUGGGAAAAUGGAAGGUCUAAGAAGUUGAACUCCAAGCAAAUAGGGGAAUCCCCGAGAAGGAAUGCCGUUUAGAGAGGUGAUAGUUUGAGGAAACGAAUUCGUCGCUUAAGAGCUCAGAACUCAAGGAGGGGAAGUAAUUGUAAUUAGAAUAGUUGAUUAGAUGUAGAAGAUUAACGCGAUAGAGAGAUAGAGAGCUAUCGUCAACGUUUACCGGUCUAUCGAGAAGGGCAAACCGCCGACCUACCUAAGAAUUGGACAAGAGUUUACUGUGCGGGCGCCAACACACGAACGAUUGGCCACGUUUUUUAGAAUGUGUUGCAACAGACGAGGUCCGUGCGCUAGAAAUCAUUUUCUCUACCUUACCAUCUUACUUUCUCGGUCCCUACUCGUGUAUUCUAUCUCCGUGUCUAUCGAGGAUUUCGCACGAUCAAACAAUAGUGAAAAAGAAAGGAACGUUGACGCUUUACCGAUGACGUCAAAGAUGUACGUCAGUCGGUAAAACGUUAACCUUGUACAUAAUUCUUUUUUAGUCAAAUUCGAUUCGAUAUAAAUGCGCCUGUAAAUAUAAAAGUAGCUCUCGAUAGUUUCUAACUCGAUAAAGUCAUUACACGCGUGUUACAAACAAAAUGAUUCACAAUCAGGUUAGAUUUAAACGAUUAACUUUCUAACGAGACAUGUACAAUUUAUAAAGCGUACGUUUCGAUGAAAACUGUUAAUAUGCUACCAAAGAAACAUUACAUUUUGCGAAUCUAUUGUCGAUUUACUUUAAACGAAUUCUUUAACGCUACACGCCCAGUUAUACAUACAUAGUUCCUAAAUAUCCCUAGAUAUCACUUGUCUAAUCUCGCGGUUACAUCGAAGGUUACAGUUUCUCUAGAACACUUAAAGUGGUGAGAUUAAAUUCGUUUAAACACCCGUAUGCUACCAUUAAUAAAUUAGACACGAACUAUCGUUAAUUAACAAUUACAAUCAACAGUGAUAUGAAAACAAUUACUGUCCGCUUUCAGAGGAAAGGAACUUCCAGCGCUCGGACAUGUUCGAGGAUAUUCGUAACAGGACUAGGAUUUAACGAUUGACCAAUUUAUGGAUCAGAACUUUCCAACCGUUUCGUCGAUAUUCGAUCUUCUGCAGAUUUUGUGAAUUUUCAAAUUAUCUCCAAGUAAAGUAACUUAAGAUAUCAAGAAACAAGUCUUCAAAUAUCAACGAAACACUUGGACCUUUCAUUUAUGUAUUGGUCAAAAUGAUCGAUUAUAUUCGACAUUAAUAGCGAGAGAGUUGAUUCGGUAAUUCGCAGAGCGAUAGAAAAAAGCUUCUCUUCGAAGUAGCACAAUCUUAUAUACUUGUGUAUGUGCGCGUGAUUCUACGGGGUCCACAGCUGCAAAGAAGACACGUGGCUCCAGCUCUUAGUUCAAAUCCCUUGAUUUAGUGGAAAGCCCUCAGUACAGCCAAUCAGAACCACAUGCCUUCUUUCCGGCUGUGAAUACAAGGAAGGAUAACUUUCUAAAAAUGAUCGCAGGUUCACGUUCCACGUGGUCGUCGCAAAAUUGACCGCCCUAGGAGAAGCUUCCACCUACCAUGGCGGAAAUCUAUGCUAACGAUAUGUAAAAUUGCUAGCUAAGACCCGAACGACGGCAGCAGCCCCGAACGGAGGGGAAUACCAAACAUUGUCUACCAACUUGUGCGAGUUUGAGUUGUAAUGGUAACUAGAUUUAUAUACAACGUCUUGCAACCGGCAAUACUUUCCUUAUCGUUGGCCCGCCUGUUUCAACAUGGCCGCCAUGUCCCGGAGGCUCUGCUCGA